Molecule: messenger RNA, 3702 nt
Organism: Owenia fusiformis
Lineage: Eukaryota; Metazoa; Annelida; Polychaeta; Sabellida; Oweniidae
Source: the annotation of a GenBank genome assembly
CACACGUCUCCUGAAGUUUGAUACAACAGCCAAAGUAUACAACAUGGCAGAAAAUAUAAAAGUAGCUGUGAGAGUUCGACCUUUCAAUGAAAGGGAAAAGACUAUGAAGUCAAAGCUGUGUCUGCAAAUGGUCGGAAAUACAACAACAAUCACAGAUGAAAAAGGAGGCACAAAAAACUUUACAUUUGACUAUUCAUACUGGUCACAUGAGGGUUUUAAGUCGAAUGCUGAUGGAUAUCUGGAGCCAACUGACAGCAAAUAUGCAGACCAGAAAAAAGUAUUUGCUGACUUAGGCCAAGGUGUAUUAGACAAUGCAUGGGGAGGUUAUAACUGCUCUCUGUUUGCAUACGGACAGACAGGCUCUGGGAAGUCGUAUUCUAUGGUGGGGUAUGGAGCAAACAAGGGUAUUGUACCAAUAGUUUGUGAGCGCCUUUUCCAAGAUAUUGACAAGCGUAUGAAAGAGGGUAACAAAGCAGAGUACCAGGUGAAAGUCAGUAUGCUGGAGAUAUACAAUGAACAGUGCAGGGACCUCUUCAACUCCAACAGCUUUAAAGUCAAAGGUGGACUAAAAGUCAGGAAUAACCCAAAGAAAGGAUUUUUUGUCGAUGGUUUGUCCACGCUACCAGUAAGCAACUAUGCUGAUGUGGAACGUAAGAUGAAUGAAGGAACAAGAAACAGAACUGUUGCUGCUACUCAGAUGAACCAAACAAGCAGCCGAGCUCACACAGUUGUCGCAAUAAACUUCACACAGAAAUCUCCAAACAAAGAGGGCAAGAGCAUGACAAAGACUUCUAUAAUUAACCUGGUAGAUCUGGCUGGAAGUGAACGGGCCAAUAAAACAGGAGCGACAGGAGACAGACUAAAAGAGGGCUCUGCAAUCAAUCAGUCACUUAGUUCCCUUGGUAACGUCAUAACUGCUUUGGCUGAGGCAGCCGAGGGAAACAAAAAAGUUCAUGUUCCCUACAGAGACUCGGUGUUGACGAAAUUGCUGCAAAAUGCACUUGGAGGAAACAGCAAGACUGUCAUGAUAGCUGCAUUGAGUCCUGCCAAUGUAAAUUAUGAAGAAACUCUCUCAACAUUAAGAUAUGCAAACCGUGCAAAGGCUAUAAAGACUAAAGCUGUUGUCAAUGAGAGUCCAACAGACAAACUUAUCCGCGAGUUACGUGAGGAGAAUGCCAAACUAAUGGAAAUGCUCAAGCAGGGUGGUGGAGGUGAUGCUGCUGGUGCAAGUAAUAAAGAAGAAGUGGAAGAGUUGAAGAAGGAGAUGGAAGAACAAAUGAAGCAGAACCAGAAUGAGAUGGAAGCAAUGAAGAAAACUUGGGAAGAGAGGCUAGCUGAAGAAAGUAAAAUAAACAAGGACAAAAUAGAAGCAGAGAAGAAGAAGCAAGAACAGAUGAAGAGCGUCCCUCAUCUCUGGAACCUGAAUGCGGAUGCAUCACUUUGCGGGAUGGUGGUGCACUUUUGUCCAGAAGGUGAUUCUAAAAUUGGCAACAAGAGUGCAGCAACACAGCCUGAUAUUCUACUAGCUGGACUGAGCAUCCACAAAGAACAUGCUGUUAUUAGUAACAAGAAGGAGAAAGUCACUAUUCUACCAGUAGGUGGAGCCAAAGUUGUUCUGAAUGGUGAUGAAAUUCGUGAAGAAAAACAGCUUAAUCACCAUGACAGGGUAAUGUUUGGAACAUCUCAUCUCUACAUAUUCCACCACCCCAAGACAUAUGCCACCUGGCUGAAGAAUAAAGAUGCUAAAGCACAAGAACCCAAACCAACAUUUGAGGAGGCCCAGGCUGAGAUUGCUGAGAACUCAGGCUUUAUGGGAAUUAGUUCUGGGAUAAAAAGUAAAAGCAAUAAAGAUGACCUUAUCCUGCAAGAAGAUCUGAUCCAGCUGCUUCCAAUGAUCAAUGAGACAAAUGCAAUAUCAGAGGAACUCAACAAGAAGGUUGGAUUUGAAGUUGUCCUAGUCUCCCCGCAAGCUAGAGGCCUCAAGGAGGGUAAAACAGAGAUCAUGGUUAAGAUGAAGGACCUUGACAAUGGUAAUGAGUGGACGUGGGACCGCAACAAGUUUAUCAAUCGCAAGUACAUUAUGCAGGAGAUGUAUAUGAACUACAUGGAAGGUGACCCAGAUUGGGAUCUUCCUCAGGACCAAGAUCCAUUUUGGGAAGACCCUGACACCGAAGUUCUCAUUGGCAAUGUACAUGUCUACCUGAGCUCACUGGCAUUCAUGAUAGAACUUGAAGAGACCAUGCCAAUCACAGACUUCAAGGGCAAUGAACAAGGUCACCUGAUGUUAGAGGUUCAUCCAUGUGAUGAUAAAUGGAACAAUAUAGAAGAUGGAUAUGUAGAGCCUGCUGAUCUAAAGGGACAGAAAUAUAAUUUCACAAUUAACAUAAAUGGAGCUAGAGGACUGCCAUCAAAAUAUGACAGGAGUUUUUGCACAUUCAAGUUCUACCUCGAUGACGUGCCUAUAAAGUGUGAUGAAUGUACUGGUUUCAACCCGAAUUAUAAAUUCAAACAGCAGUUCACUUACAGUCCAGUUACUCAACAGCUUCUAGACUAUAUCCAGAAAGAGGCAUUAGUGAUAAAUGUAUGGGGGAAGCAAAAGAAGGAACAGAAUGUACAGAAAUCACUGAACACGAGGGAAUUAAUGCAAAGGGAAAAGACACUCCUUAGACCAGGCUUCACACGGCUCGAUACCUCAGCAUCAAAGGAACACAUACAUAUGAAUGAGAGCAAUUACAAAAUGCAGUCAGAAGUGAAUACCUAUAGGAAACGUGCAGAAAGAGCAGAAUUGAAAAUUAACAAGCUGUAUGAUAUGUGUAAUAAAGCCAAGGAAAAGAAGGAGAAGAACCUAAAGAUUGAGGAUGUUGAGGGAGUACUGAACAGCAACAAUAGAUUCAAGGGUGUGGCUAGAAUGAUGGCCUUGAUUGAGUCUGCCAAAGAUGACAAUAUGGGGAAAGUGACAUCUCAAGCGUGUGUUUUGCAAUAAGAAAUAUAGACAAGUGUGGUUUUUAUUAUUGAGUUGAAAUCAAAAAUGUGCAACUUAUGGAAUUGUUAUCUAUUUCUUGGACAUUUGAUAUGAAAAAGUUUAAAAAUGUAGAAAUUCUGAUCGUUGUGACUCUCAGUUGCAUCAAUGGGCAUUUCAACCCUGAUAUACUGUUUAUGCAUAUAAAACUAUUGUGAUAUCUAGGAUGUUUUUUUGACUGAACAAAGACCAAGUUGGAAUAUAAAGAAACUAUCUUUUCAACCAUUCAUCCAUCCAUCAGUCUGUACGCCUGUCCCUGCAAAUACAUGCGUGAUGCCAAAAAUAUAUGUGCAAAGUAUAUUUUGCAGUGAUAUUAUCUAAUAUUCUUAUACCAAAUUCUUACUAUUAUAGACUAUAAAUGCAUUGUGAUGUAAAAUUUAUGAUCUGUGAUAUUAUUUUAUUAUUUAUUUAUCAAGAGCAUUUAGAGAGUUGUGUACAUGUAUUUUGUUAUUUUAAAAAUCAUAAUCCGUCCAUGACAUGUUACUCUCCUUAAGGCAGGCCUUAGAGGAUUUUCCCACCAACAACAAGCCAAUAUGUAAAAAAAUUCAAGUGGAUUAGUCAGAUAACUUAUUCUCCCCAGUCUACCUUAAAGGAGUAUGUAUGUCCAAAUAUUUUGUCCAAAGUUUGUCCAAAUAUUUUAUCCGUCUAUUGGUAUUGCAUAAACAUUAAACAUGCCAUCACUA